Aspergillus brunneoviolaceus CBS 621.78 is the source of this 2232-nucleotide messenger RNA. RefSeq names its product MDR family MFS transporter. The transcript has 5 exons. The record is from RefSeq and is a predicted model, not a curated record. Lineage: Eukaryota; Fungi; Ascomycota; Eurotiomycetes; Eurotiales; Aspergillaceae. Gene Ontology annotation, molecular function: transmembrane transporter activity. Bases 297 to 1967 code for a protein of 556 amino acids. Gene Ontology annotation, biological process: transmembrane transport.
CUGCCCGAUGAUUUUCGAUCAUUGGUCGAAAGCUUAUCACUGCCUAAAAGCUUGCUCAAAAGCUUGCUUUGGUCACUCCGAUAGUCUUAUCAGUACCACCGGUAUCCAAUCAUGCAUGUUACAGAUUGCAUCAGCAUGCCCUGGGCUCCGGGGUAAGCCCUACGCUGUACCUCACCCGAGUCGGAGAGGCCGGUCACUCCCCUCCCCUUCACUCCCCUUCACUCCCCUUCACUCCCCUUCACUUCGCACUCCUCUCUUCUCACUGGAAAAUCAUUUUCAUUCUCCCUAUCAAUUCCAUGGAUCGACCCCAGGUUUUCCCUAUGCCCAUCGCGGACACCACCCCGCAAACGACUCUGCAUAAUCCAGAGAAGAGCCAAGACGUCUCCCAAGCACGCUCUGACACCCUGUCGGAACAGGAACAGGAAGGGGAGGAGGAGGAGGCGGGCACUUACGCACAAGGUCUGCCAUUGCUCCUGAUCUAUUUGUCUCUCUGCCUCUGUGUGAUUCUGGUCGGAUUGGAUGCAACCAUUUUGACCACCGCCAUUCCCAGCAUCACCGACGAGUUUGGUUCCGUGCAAGAUGUCGGCUGGUAUGAUGCUGCCUUUCGGCUCACGUCGUGCAUGUCACAGCUCUCGCAGGGCAAGCUGUACGAUAACUACUCCCUCAAAUGGGUCUUCCUUCUCAACAUGAUACUCUUCGAGGCCGGCAUUCUGGUUUCCGGCCUGGCUCCCAGCUCGCUGGUGUUUAUCGUCGGACGAGCCAUCACGGGUCUCGGCUUUUCGGGCAUCAGCCAAGGUUGUAUGGUCAUCGUGGCCAUGUCCACUCCUUUGCGGAAACGGGCCACCUUCCUCGGCCUGAUCAGCGCCAGCGAGUACACCGCAAUGGCCGCGGCGCCCAUCAUCGGGGGCGCAUUGACCUCCACUCUCUCCUGGCGGUGGUGUUUCUACAUCAAUCUCCCGGCGGCUGCGGCCCCGGCCGCCAUGAUUCUGCUGCUGAAGCUCCCCCAGAUGCCCUCGGGCAGUCGGAAAUCGCAGGUCGAGCGCUUGCGAGAGCUGGAUCUCCUGGGGUGUUUCUUCUUUGCCCCCGCCGUCCUUUGUCUCCUCCUCGCCUUGCAAUGGGGCGGAGAGACGUACAGCUGGGACAAUUCGCGCAUCAUUGCGCUCCUCGUGCUCGCUCCUAUCGUCUUCGCGGUUUUCUGCUUUAUUCAACACUGGAAGCAGGAUAGCGCGAUGCUGCCUCCACGAAUCAUCAAGAAACGCGUCAUCCUCGCGGGGGCGCUCUUCAGUCUCUCGCUCUCGGCGUGUCGCGCGAUCGUGCAAUACUAUCUGGCGAUAUGGUUCCAGACCGUUCGGGGGGCCACUGCCUUGCAGUCGGGCAUCUACACCUUGCCCCUGGUGAUCGCCAUUCUCGUGUCGGCGAUGGUGGCGGGUCGCUUCAUGUCGGCGACCGGGAUCUAUACCCCGAUCAUGAUCCCGGCCGGCCUGCUGGUCGUGGCUGGGAUCGCCAUGAUGACGCGCUUCUCGACGACCACCCCCAAGGGGCUGUGGAUCCCUUCGUUGAUUCUGUUGGGGAUCGGAUCGGGCAGUAGCGUGUCCAUCCCCUUCAUCGCGGCGCAGGCGGUGUUGAGCCUCGGUGAUCUCUCCGCCGGCAUGGCCUUGAUGACCUUCUCCCAAGAUCUGGGCGAGGCCGUCUUCAUCAGCAUUGCGCAGGCGGUUUUUCUCAACCGCCUCAGCAGCUCCCUGCAGGUCACAGCGCCCGACCUCGACCCGGAAAGCGUGAUCCAUCUGGGCGCAACUAAUCUGCAGGGGAAGAUCCCUUCGCAAGACGUCGCAGCCGUGGCCUUCUCAUAUAACCUGGCCGUGCGCUCGACCUUCUAUUUGGCAGUCGCUUUGGCUGGGCUGCUGGUCAUUACCGCCAUACCCCUUCAAAAAACGACGCUAAUGGGCGGAAGAAGGUCCAGUAGUUAGCUCUACCUCCUUGGCUAUGGCUGAACAAAGUUGAAGGGGGGUAUGUAUGGUUUGCUUUCCUCUCAGACAGACACCUAUGGAUUGAAGUGCUGGGCAAUGAAGAACUUCAGCAGCAAGUGUCCUGUCGCGGCGGGGGAGUGAUUCUCAGGACAUAAGGGCUGCUACACUGUGGCUGCGAAGGGAAUCCCAUGGCUUUCAAAUGUUCAAACUCUAAAGCUUCGGAGUAGAUACUACUGUAGUAGAAAUCAUAGCACUGCAAAGGCAC